AAAAAAACAGGAAAAAACGGACUUUCACUUACAUCCAUUAGUUCCUAGGUUUUGUUCCCAUCUGUUUAGAGCCAUGAUUUCUCAAUGUCCUUUCCUAUGGUUCCUCAAAUAUGCAGUUUAUGGACAUUGGGGGAUAUCAUAGCCUACUCAUACUAAAGCUGAGGCAUAAAUCCAUAUGUGUUUUAUAAUAUAUCACGUUGGUUUAUUUUCUAACUUUCAUUGUAUAAUUUCCCCUUAUCUCUAGUCUACAAAUUACACAAAAAUAUAUGUUGGCUUAAUGUGGGAUGAAUUGGUGACCAAUACGGCAAUGUUUGCGAUGUGAGCUUGUUGGCAAAGGGCCAUGAGACAGGUUAUGAAAUUUACUGCCAGUUAUUAGGUUGAUGUCAACGCAAUUGACACAUCAUGUGCUCAUCUCAUGUCACCUUAUGUUCCAAAGAUCAAUGUUUCAAAAAUAUUGUAACACUGUUUUACAUGCCAAAUGUCACUAUUGGCUAUACCCCUUAAUAGUGCACUAUAGGUAAUAGGAUGCGUUUUUGGACGCAAUACUAUGUAUAUCAUGAGUAGGCAGGCCUACUCUAGAGAACUGUAAAACGCCCCUCCCUAUUCUAUGUGGGAGAUAGCCUAUUUUAGUCCGGGGUUCGCUUCUCCCCUCGCAUACCAACCUUUCUUAUUAUACCUCCGUGAUACAACAGAGGUAGAGGCAGCGGGGUGGUUAGAAAACUGCAUGUCCCAGAGAUCGCGGCGGCAACCGAACAUGAAUCUAGGCAAGGGCAACAUGGCAGCCCCGUCAAGCCAGUCAUGUACAGCUCUGGAGCGGUCAAUCCGGGAGCGGGUCCCGACGCUUCUCACGGACCUCUACCAGUUCACCAUGGCAUAUGCCUACUGGCGUUCGGGCAGGCACAACGAGCCCGCCGUUUUCGAACUGUUCUUCCGCGACAACCCGUUCGGCGGCGGCUUCUCGCUCUUCUCCGGAAUGCACGACUGCCUCCUGUUUCUGCGGAGCUUUCGAUUCACUGACGAAGAUGUGGAGUACCUGCGUUCCGUGCUGCCCCCAGCCACUGACCCCGCCUUCUUCCUGUUUCUACGGGAACUGGACUGUUCCGGUGUCACACUCCACUCUGUCCCCGAGGGAACGGUGGUCUUUGCCAGGGUGCCUCUGAUGGAGGUGUCUGGUCCUCUGGCUGUGGUUCAACUACUGGAGACCAGCCUGUUGUGUCUGGUCAACUACGCCAGUCUGGUAUGCAGUAACGCGGCCCGGUUCCGUCUGGCUGCUGGUUCCAGGAGGAAGCUGUUAGAGAUGGGCCUGAGGAGAGCACAGGGGCCUGACGGGGGCCUCACAGCCUCAAGAUACACAUACGUCGGAGGGUUUGAUAUGACCAGUAACGUCCAGGCUGGCUUCCUGUUUGGAAUCCCCGUGGCGGGAACCAUGGCACACUCUUAUGUCACUUCCUUUUCCUCCCUGGAGGAGGUGUGGCCUCAGACACUAGUGGCAGCAAACGGGGAUCAUGACAACAUCGAUCUGAUCUCGCUGACCAAGGGUUGGCUGGGGCGUGUGUGUGAGCUGCUGGGGGCGGAAUCUGGGCAGAUCCAUGAGGGUGAGCUGGCAGCCUUCUUGUCCUAUGCCAUCGCAUACCCACACAACUUCCUGCCAGUCAUCGACAGCUACAGUGUCACCUGUAGUGGCCUGCUCAACUUCUGUGCCGUGGCCCUGUCUCUGUUUGAGCUGGACUACAGUCCACUGGGCGUGCGUCUAGACAGUGGAGACCUCUGCAGGCAGUCAGUAGAAGUACGCCAUGUCUUCAGACUCUGCAGUGAACAAUUCUCCAUCCCUGCCUUCCAGUCCCUUCUCAUAGUAGGCACCAAUAACAUCUCAGAGUACAGCAUGGCCGAACUCAACAAGAAGGAGAAUGAGAUUGAUGUGGUUGGUGUUGGAACACAUCUGGUCACCUGCACGAGACAGCCUUCACUCGGGUGUGUGUACAAGUUGGUGGAGGUUCGGGGCAGCCCCAGGAUGAAGUUCAGUGAGGACCCAGAGAAGAGUACUGUUCCUGGGAGGAAGGCUGUCUAUAGGAUGCUGGACACGGAGGGCCACCCAUUCUUGGAUCUGUUGUGUUUGUGUGAGGAGCCUGCACCUAAGGCAUGUGUGGCAGUGAGGUGUCAUCCUGUGGUUGGUAACAAGACCUGUCAGUCAAUCACACCUUCUCAGGUCAGCUGUCUACGCCUGGAGGUCUACACUAAAGGACAGAUCACACAGCCACUGUGCAGCACAGCUGAGACCAGGGAGAAGGUUCAGAGCUCCAUCCAGACCCUGCACCCCCGACACAAGAGAUUGCAGGAGCCAGAUUCUUACAUAGUGGCCGUGUCUGAGAAGCUCCAUCAUUUAAUUGCUGAGAUCAGAAAAGGCAGCAGCAACAACAGCAAUUUUCUAUUGGCCAACUGAGACACACAGGCUUCAGUCCCAAAUAGCACCCUAUUCCUUAUUUAGUGCACUUCUUUUGACCAGGGCUCUGGUCAAAUGUAAUGCACUAUGUAUGUCAAAAGUAACACUUAAUAGUGGUAUUAGGUUAUGGUUUAGGACCUAGGGUAGAUUGUGUUACUCUCAGAUAAUAUAAAUGGUAUACUGACACAGACUGACACACGGACUGAUAGACUGAGACACAUGGACUGAUGGACUGACACAAAGACUGACACACGGACUAUGUCAAACCUCAACCAAAAGCAGUUCAUUUUGAAAUAAUGCUGGCAUUUUGGAAUACAGUUGACUGACAGCUAUGAGUUGUGGUGUAGUUUUCUAGUUUUAGUUUGGUACAAGAGCUUGACAUGCCUUCCUGAAAACCCAGUGAUCUGUACAAACAAGCAAUGUCUGUUAAUAUAUCAGUGUUGGAAUGGGCCUUAACCUGGUUCUAGAAUGAGAUAAAUUAACAUUGAGAAUGGUUGCAUAAAUGUCUCUACUAUGAGCAAUAUUAAUUGAUAAGCAAUUUUAAGUUUAGAAAGAUUGAACGUCUCUUUGUAUGUCCCAGCCUUGUCUUGCUAAUUUAGUUUUUGUGCUUUUCUUUAGAUUACGUUUCCUGAACCAGGCUAUUAUUUACUGUUUGUUUUAAUUAACAUGGACAUUUUGUAUGAACCAAGCCUUCAAUAUCAUGGUCAAUCUGUACCUGCCUUAGGGCGGUCUAUAUAUAUAUAUAUAUAUAUCAACACUAUGGGAUUGGAAUAAUAUUGUGAAAAUUAUGAUAAUGCUCUUUUAGUGUAACCGCUGUCUGAAAUGUCAGCCGGUUUUAGUGUAAGAGCUGUCUGAAUUGUCAGCCUGUUUUAGUGGGAUGGAGUUUUGGCCUGCCUGGUGACAACACCAGGCAGUAUAAGUUAACAGACCAAUAACAAAGAGUGUUUCAAACCUCUCUGCCAAUAACAGCUAGUCUUCAGGUUACAUAUCCCACCCAUUAGGCUUGUCCAAUUAGGCCCUCUACUUAGACCACUCCCAGACAGUCCUAGCUAAAUUCUAGCUUUAACACAUAGCCAUAAAACCAUACAGUAUUGAGAAUCCAGGUAGAAUUUCACCACUACGUCCUUUUCAGAUCCGUUAAAAUGGGACACUAAUUAUGUUUCUAGAAUGACAGGACUAGUAAAACUGAUGUUGUACCGUCCAACCAGGCUGCUAUCUAAUGAACUAUUGUCAAAUACACACACUAGCCAACACAGUUCAGGCAAUCUGGACAAUGUUGUUCAAACAUUGCCAUGGUGUUUGGCUGCCAAUAUUAUGUAUUCUAAUAUAAACUGAUUAGGUGUGUUGUUUUAAGUAGAAGUAUUAGGCUACUAAAUAUAGUGACACGUAUGUGAUAUCUGUGCAAAAUGUGAAUGUCUGUUUGUAUGACAGCAUUGUAAUGCUAAGAUGCGUUGUUUUCAAUGGGUGUUUUAUUAAAUAAAAUCUGACAAUGUAUA
This is a messenger RNA of Oncorhynchus kisutch (coho salmon), 3936 nucleotides long. RefSeq names its product nicotinate phosphoribosyltransferase (gene naprt). The coding region runs from base 608 to 2440 and encodes 610 amino acids. The record is from RefSeq and is a predicted model, not a curated record. Gene Ontology annotation, molecular function: nicotinate phosphoribosyltransferase activity. Gene Ontology annotation, biological process: NAD+ biosynthetic process via the salvage pathway. Gene Ontology annotation, cellular component: cytosol. Lineage: Eukaryota; Metazoa; Chordata; Actinopteri; Salmoniformes; Salmonidae. The transcript has 13 exons.